This is a messenger RNA of Sinocyclocheilus rhinocerous, 1914 nucleotides long. RefSeq names its product solute carrier family 22 member 6. Gene Ontology annotation, cellular component: membrane. Lineage: Eukaryota; Metazoa; Chordata; Actinopteri; Cypriniformes; Cyprinidae. Bases 318 to 1871 code for a protein of 517 amino acids. Gene Ontology annotation, biological process: transmembrane transport. The record is from RefSeq and is a predicted model, not a curated record. The transcript is spliced from 10 exons. Gene Ontology annotation, molecular function: transmembrane transporter activity.
AAAAAAGGUUGGGAAACACUGGCCUAGGCUAUGCCAGACGAAGUGUGACAGUUCCUGCUGUGCCUUAUUGACUCUUUCGCGUCACUGGUGUCUGACUCGAACUCCAGGAGUCCAAACCAACAACUCUGAUAUUUACAUAAAGACUUACUGGGGGUGGAGAGAAGACGUCUUCAGAAGUCUCAGUCGUGAUGGCAGUAACACGUUACAAAUGCGGACAUUAAACCUCAGUGAAAGAUCAGUGCUCGUUCUUACUGCAAGUUUAUUUCGGGAUACAGUAUACUAGCUAGAUAGCUAGGUACUUCAUAGAAGCAGGCGAAAUGAACACGGACGGCGCAUUUCGUCGGUUUGUUCGUCCACUACAAAGACAUGUCUAUUUUAUCCUUACUUUACCGAUCUUUUUCACAGCCUUUACAUUUUUCGUGGAUGUCUUUACGUUACACAUUACGCCUUGCAGUGAGAAUAUAGCGAGCAAGUCUUUGAACCAAACAGUGGACACUACCGGUAAUACCUUCAACAUCUCAACAAGUUGGACAGGCAAUCACAGCGAACUCACACAUCAGAGCCUCGAGUGUCACGAGGCGAAUCGUUUUGCUCACGGGCAAGCGACGUACAUGACGGGUUUACUUAUCGGCUCUGUAUUCGGUGGCGCUGUAUCUGACAAGUAUGGAAAGAAAUUACUUCUAAUCUGCUGCUCAGCGGUCCACGCAGUUGCUACUGUUGUAGUGGCAUUUCUGCCGUAUGUGCCCGUGUACUUGACUGCCCGCGGCAUCAGUGGAGCAGCCUGCUGUGCCAUUCACAUCUGCACCUACAGUUUAGGUGUUGAAUGGAGCCUGCCCAAGUAUCGUAUCUGGCCACCCACCCUGUUUUCCUUCAUCUUCAGUCUGGGAAUGAUGGGAUUGCCGGCCAUAGCUUUCUUGGCCAGUGGUUGGAUGCAGUUUCAUCUGGCACUGGGCAUCCCUCAGAUCCUCUUUCUACCUCUUUAUUUCUUUCUUCCAGAAUCGCCUAGAUGGCUGCUUCUAAAUAAGAGGAUGAAAACACUAGAGGGCUAUCAGAACAGAAGUCCUGAGGACAAGCACUACUUGAGUCUUCUUUUGGAUUCAGUGGACAAUGAAAUCCAGAAGCCCCUCUCAGAGAAGACCUCCACUAAAACAGAGUCUAAUUUCACCAACUUUACAUCACCUACUAUACUCCUGCGUCUGUUUAUCAUGAGUUACAUUGGUUUUGCAUCUGCUCUCACUUAUUAUGGGAUCUGUUUCAGUGUGGGAAGUUUCGGUGUAAAUAUCUAUCUGGCGCAGUUUUUCUCUGGGCUUUCAGAGGCUCCCUCUUUGCUGCUUCCAUUUCUGGUGAAGCGAUGUGGCCGCAGGCCGUUCAGCAUGGGGUCGCUGUUCCUCAGUGGCAUUUCCUGUAUGCUGUCCCUCCUUGUUUCCAAGUUCUGCGACAUGCCUGCCCUUGUUAUGACUCUGGCACUGAUGGGCAAGCUGUGUAUGCAGUACACCUACUGUGUCUCUGUGCUCUAUGGGAUUGAGCUGUUCCCAACUGUAAUACGGCAGAAGUGUCUCGGCCUGGUUAGUCUUUGUUACCGAGUGGCCUGUAUUAUAAAUGCUGUGGCGACCCCUGACGGAAGGAUCCCUCUACCAGCUAUGAUCUGUUACAGCAGUGGGCCGAUCAUUGGUGCAGCCCUGUGCCUGCUUCUUCCAGAGACCAGUGGCAUCCCUUUACCAGACACUGUACAAGACUGUGAGAAACAGCCCAGACUGAAGCUCCCAUGCUGUGCAUGUUGGCCUACGAAGCCUAAACAGGAGUCGGAUGCUUCUUUUACCAAGGAGAAGAACAUGAAGAACCAAGCGGAAAGCAGCCCCUUCUCAGCAUAAUCAACAAGAGGAACAUGGCAGAAAUUGACUUUUUCAUAUUAUU